This is a messenger RNA of Purpureocillium takamizusanense, 2408 nucleotides long. RefSeq names its product uracil permease. Gene Ontology annotation, molecular function: nucleobase transmembrane transporter activity. The record is from RefSeq and is a predicted model, not a curated record. Gene Ontology annotation, cellular component: plasma membrane. Gene Ontology annotation, biological process: nucleobase transport; transmembrane transport. NCBI's taxonomy places the organism in Eukaryota, Fungi, Ascomycota, Sordariomycetes, Hypocreales, Ophiocordycipitaceae. The transcript is spliced from 3 exons. The coding region runs from base 548 to 2209 and encodes 553 amino acids.
GGGCUCGAUCCAGCUCCUGCAUGACGUUGGUCGCUCAAACACACGCUCGACCGAACGACCAAGGCAACACAGAGACCCAGACGUCGGUAGCGUACGUUAGUAACUCGCCAGCACGCUCAUCGAAUCGAACCCAAAAAAAGCUUGUGCUUGCUCGUUGCGCGCGCGAGGGGCAAAGGAGCGGGGGGCGAAACAGCCAGCCAGCCAGCAUGGGCCACGCGACGAGCCGUUGCGAUGCCGGCUAGUGGUAACUGGGGAGAGAUGCCCGCCACCACCAACAGCUCGGCCGCGAUAAGACAUUUCAACGAAGGGCAAUAGCAGGGAGUGAGACGCGGACGGGCCGUCCCAUACAUAAAACGCUGGCCCGUCCGCCAGGUCCCCUCGAGAGCGGGGUGAGACGACGGGUGCAGUCUUUUUUUCUUUUCCCUUGUCGACGGCUGUGUCGUUCUUCUCGCCCACGAGGUCUCUUGAUCAACGGGCGUUGGGGUCCUCGUCAUCUUUUUAGAAGCACCAACAAGACGUGCCGUCCGCAGUCGUCUUGCGCCCCAUCAUGGCGGCCAAGUCUCGCUUCCGAUACUGGGCCGACCGACUGGCGGUCGAGUCGGAGCCGGGACUGACGGCAAGCCAGCUUAUGCUCACAAACCACGACCUCAAGCCCGUCGAGCGCGCCCGCCGCCAGUGGGGCAGCUGGAACUUUGUCGGCUUCUGGAUCGCCGACUCGUUCAACAUCAACACCUGGAUGAUCUCGUCGUCCAUGAUCGUCGCCGGGCUCUCGUGGUGGCAGGCCUGGCUGUGCGUCUGGCUCGGGUAUGCCGUCGCCGCCGUCUUCAUCGUCCUGACCGGCCGCAUCGGCGCCGUCUACCACGUUGGCUUCCCCAUCGUCGGCCGCGCCUCGUUUGGCAUCUGGGGCAGUUUGUGGCCUGUCUUUAACCGCGCCGCCAUGGCCUGCGUCUGGUACGGCGUCCAGGCCUACAUCGGCGGCCAGUGCGUCUACCUCAUGAUCCGCGCCAUCUGGAGGUCCGGCUGGGACCGCACCACCAUGCCGGGCCCCUUUGACCCGGCCGCCUCCAGCACGCCCGACUACGUCUCCUUCUUCCUCUUCUGGCUCGUCUCGCUGCCGGCCAUCUGGUUCCCCGUCCACAAGAUCCGCCACCUAUUCACCGUCAAGGCCUACUUCGUACCCCCUGCCGGCAUCGCCUUCCUCGUCUGGGCCGUCGUGCGCGCCGGCAACAUCGGUGCCAUCGUCCGCCAGCCCAACACGGUCCACGGCAGCGCCCUGGCCUGGGAGCUCGUCCGCGGCGUCAUGUCCUCCAUUGCCAACUUCGCCACUCUCAUCGUCAACGACCCGGACUUUUCGCGCUUCGCCCGCCGGCCCCGCGACGCCUUUUGGUCGCAGCUGGUGACCAUCCCCGUCGGCUUCGCCCUCACCUCCCUCAUUGGCAUCCUCGUCUCGUCGUCGUCGGCCGUCAUCUACGGGGCCCCCGUGUGGGACCCGCUUAAGCUCCUCGACCGCUUCAUCGACGAUGGCGGCUCCGGCCAGCGCUUCGGCGUCUUCAUCAUCGCCCUCGCCUUCGCCCUCGCCCAGCUCGGCACAAACAUCGCCGCCAACUCCGUGUCCGCCGGCACCGACAUGACGGCCCUGCUGCCCCGCUGGAUCAACAUCCGCCGCGGCGGCUACAUCUGCGCCGCCGUCGGCCUCGCCAUGUGCCCCUACAACCUGCUCACCAGCGCCAACAACUUCACCACCUACCUAUCUGCCUAUAGCGUCUUCCUCAGCUCCAUCGCCGGCGUCAUGAUCUCCGACUACUACUUUGUGCGGCGCGGCUUCCUCGACAUCCGCGAGCUCUACGACGCGCGCCGCACGGGACCGUACUUUUACACGUGUGGCGUCCACUGGCGCGCCUACGCCGCCUACAUCGCCGGCAUCCUCGUCAACGUCGUCGGCUUCGCCGGAGCCGUCGGCACCAAGGUGCCCAUCGGCGCCACCUACCUCUACAACCUCAACUUCUUUGUCGGCUUCGGCGUCUCCUCGGCAAUGUACUGGGCGUUGUGUCGCCUGUUUCCCGUGCCGGCCACAAGCGACAAGUGGAUGGAGGUGGGCGACGAGAUAGACGACGUGCAUGUGGCCUACGACCGAGACAGCGACCAAUACGACGAGGAGAGGGUCGCCGGGGAGGGCAAAGGCGGCUCAUUAUCGCCGCGGGUAGACUAAAUCACGGAUUAUUGGGGGGCGUUUUGAUGUUUGGAGUUUGCAUUGCGAGCCUUUUUCUGUCUUCAUCCAGAAUAACAAGAAGCUCGCGACCGAAGCGAAUAUUUGCCGUGCCUUUACCCUACAUGCACCUAGGCCGGAAUGGGUACAUGAACAAAAAAGUCUGUGGAAUUCGUCGGUCUCCCGGAGCAUAUAGCAAGCA